AUGAAGCUCUCUCGCGCGUUAACUCUCGCUGCUGUUGCGACAGCUGCAACUUCGACAGUCGUUGACUCGGAGGACUCCGUUGCCCUCUGGGGCCAAUGCGGUGGUGUGAGUAGUACCUUCUUGUUACAUCUAGCAAGGGAAGCUCACAUCUCUUUUGACUGGAAGGCUGGUCACAGCGGUCCUACUCAGUGUGCUGACGGCAGUCACUGUGUAACUGUUAAUGCGGCUUAUCACCAAUGUGUUCCACUUCCCAGCAUUUUGAACUGGGUCUCUACUGGCCCCUUGGUCGGUCCUAAGAACGACUCCCGCCAAGUCGCAGGAAUUAAGGACCCCUCUGUGGUCUACCACGAGGGUACUUGGCACGUCUUUGCUACCAGCGCGAAGAGCGGAAACUGGAGCAUGCUAUACUUCAACUUCACCGACUGGUCUGAAGCCAACGACGCCGAAUUCUUCUACCUCGACCAGUCAGGGAUAGGGCCUGGCUACCGUGCGGCACCCCAGAUUCUCUACUUCGCUCCUCAGAAGCUCUGGUAUUUGGUCUACCAGGACAACAACGCCGGCUACUCCACCAACCCCGACAUCAGCAACCCCGCUGGAUGGUCCACCACGAAGCACUUCUACGACGAAGUCCCGCAGAUCGUCAGGGACAACAUCGGUGAUGGGUAUUGGUUGGACUUUUGGGUGAUCUGCGACGCUGCCAAAUGCCAUCUGUUCUCCUCCGACGACAAUGGUCAGCUCUACCGCUCCGAGACCGCCAUCGCCGACUUCCCUGACGGCUUUAACGAGCCUGUCAUUGCGAUGCAAGAGGCUAACAGGUUCGACCUGUUCGAGGGGUCUUGUGUUUACCGGAUCGACGGCUCGGAUAAAUAUCUCCUGCUCGUCGAGGCAAUUGGCAGUGAUAACCGCAGAUGGUACCGUUCCUGGACGUCGUCCGAUAUUGCAGGGCCGUGGGAGGCCCUCGCAGAUACCGAGUCCAACCCCUUCGCUCGAGCAAACAACGUCGAUUUUGAGGAUGGCAAGGCUUGGACGAAGGAUAUCAGCCAUGGAGAACUGAUUCGCAGUGGGUAUGAUCAGAGUAUUUCUAUCGACCCUUGCAAGCUCCAGUUUGCUUACCAAGGACUCGACCCCGAGGCGGAGGCCAACGUUCCCCUCUAUGGAAACCUUCCUUACCGGGUUGCACUCCUCACUCAGACGAACUCCUCCUGCUGA
Molecule: messenger RNA, 1209 nt
Organism: Coprinopsis cinerea okayama7#130
Lineage: Eukaryota; Fungi; Basidiomycota; Agaricomycetes; Agaricales; Psathyrellaceae
Exons: 3
Coding region: 1-1209 (402 amino acids)
Biological process (GO): L-arabinose metabolic process
Cellular component (GO): extracellular region
Molecular function (GO): cellulose binding; alpha-L-arabinofuranosidase activity
Source: RefSeq, a predicted model, not a curated record